AUGUGUGAACAACUUUCAACUUCAAUCUUGGUAUUACUAGGCGGCGGUCAUGCUGCUGGCAAAAGGACAGCGGCUCUCUCGAUCAAAGAGCAGCUACAAUCAAUGAUGGGGGAAUCACCACUCGAUGUGUUGGUAAUCAAUAUGAAUGAAUACACCGAUCACGAGCAAUCAUCCGUUGACCCGAGCCAAUUCCCCAGUUCAAAGUCAGCAGCGAUCACUGUGAAGAAAGAAGACAAGCACAAGGUUCCCGUUUUGAAGCCAUCCCGUUUCAACUUUCAAAAGCUAAAACAUGAUUUGAGAAAUCUAGAUCACGAAAGCAAAACCCAAAAAGUAGUGUUAGUACAUGGACUAUACGCUCUUUACGAUAAAGAUCUACGAGAUAUGGCUCACAUAAAAGUCUUUAUAGAUAGUGAUGCUGACACGCGGUUGAUCCGGUGGAUCAAGAGGGAUGUUCUUGAUAAAGAAACCGAAAAGUUGGAGACAGUCAUCAACGCUUACUUGUUGGGUGCUCGCAUUGAAAUGAGUGAUUACAUCUUCCCGACAAAGGAAUUCUGUGACGUGAUUAUGCCAAAGGGACCUGAACCAAACUCAGUCAGUUUAGUCAUUGAUGGAAUUUUGCUCUAUGUGUCAAAGAACUUACAACCUCAGCGCAUAGAUCUCCCAUUAAACUACUUAAGACCUAGCGAGAUAGGAAACUUUGAAAAGGAAAAGUUUGAUAUUCAAAAGAACAAGUUUUACCAAUUGAAUUGA
Molecule: messenger RNA, 750 nt
Organism: Lodderomyces parapsilosis
Lineage: Eukaryota; Fungi; Ascomycota; Pichiomycetes; Serinales; Debaryomycetaceae
Product: putative uridine kinase
Exons: 1
Coding region: 1-750 (249 amino acids)
Cellular component (GO): cytoplasm
Molecular function (GO): kinase activity; ATP binding
Source: RefSeq, a predicted model, not a curated record